UCUAACAGUUUACAUUUAGGUCUGCUGUACGCCGAGGAGUCUUUUAUUAUUCUGGUUGAAGGCAUAUGUGUAAGAUUUAGAGAACUUCUAGUUUUAGAGAACUCUUAUAUUGCCUUACAGGACAAAUUACUUUGUUGGAAUGAAAUGGUUUUGAAUAGAACGGAAUUGAUAAAGAUGGUUCAUGUCCCAUCCAACUAGUUUGAGGUUGAGGCAUGGUUGGAUUGAUUGGUUGAUAUAAAAAAGGACUUGCUUGUUCAGGAAAUUCACUCUUUUUGCUUGCCACUUGUGAAGAUGGGCCUGGAAACAUUUGCAAUGCCUCAGUUUUUCUGUUGCAAUUUUGAUCUCGUAUGAAUUAGCCACCAUGAUUUGCCAACAUUUUGAGCUGCCCAAUCUCAACAGCACACAAAUCCACUCCUCUGGAUCACUGAAGUGGCUCCAGAACCGAGAGAUGUGAUCUGUUACAGCUGUUCAAGGAAUUGCCAAAUAUGAUCGCCUGAAGAAAUGGUUUCCUCCUGCGAUGGCUGUGGACUUGAUACCGGGGUUAAGGUCCUUCAUCACGGGAUAUCUUCCUAGUGCCAUUCUUAAUGGUUUCAUAUACAUUGUUCCAUUUGCCAUGAUUGGACUGGCAAGAUUAGUUGGUUAUAUCUCGCAAAGUAAGAAGGAUAUAAAUGCAUGCAACCUGGUGUUCUACUUCCUGGUAGGGAAUGUAUUUUUUCUAAGCUUGUUGUCAGGAUCUUUACUAGAUCAAAUCGGCGAAUCUUUCUCUCAUCCCAAGGAUAUUCCCAACCGUCUAGCUAGUGCUGUCUCUGCUCAGGCAGAUUUCUUCGUGGCGUACAUCUUGACAAAUGGGCUGGCAGGAUUCUCUUUAGAGAUACUUCAGCCAGGAUUACUUCUCUGGGAUGCUCUUAAAUCUCACACGUGGGACCGUGGAAAGAAGAAACGUCCUUAUGUUUAUUCACUACCUUAUUAUAGUAUUAUUCCUUUUGUUGCUCUCUGCAUGCUGAUUGGGAUUGUUUACGAGGUGGUCUCACCUUUGCCUCUUCCAUUUUUAGUAGGCUACUUCCUGCUUGGAUAUGCAGUGUUCAUCAACCAAGUGAAGUUUCUCUAUAUGCAAUAUUUGUGUGUUAAGAACGAAUCUUCUUAUAAGCCUGAUCCACAUUACUUUGAGCAUGUGUAAAUGUAGUUUGUACAUGUCUUUGGUUUGAGCUAGGUCUCCUUAACUAGUCAAAAACUUGGGCUAAACCCGACAUGGAUCAGGAAAGAAAAAAAGAAGCAGCAACCACCCAACUAUGAACAACUUAUUUAACAUUUUCUUGUGUCCAACGUCGUGUCCUUGAUAAUAUGUCUCGUUACACUCGUGGGUGAUUUGGGCAUAGAUGCAAAUCUAUAAUCAUAUGGAAUAACGUUUUAGAUUAAUGAACUUUUAAGUGCUCAUUUUUACUUUUUCUUCGGAUAUUUAGUAGAUUCUGUGAUUUACCUGCUACAGUACACCUGAACCAGUGAUACUAAUACAAAGCAGAUGAACUUUUUGUGUUUUAUUGGACUUCCUUAUCAAGACCAUUGAGUAUUACAGGCCCUAGUUAUUCACUGAGGUUUUUUCAUUCUUUUUCAUUUUGAGAAAUGGUGAUAGUCCUUAUCCUUAGUAACUAGUUUUCUUCUGUUAAGGGGAUUGCUACAAUCUUAGUUUCCUAACUAAUUGUUAUUACAUUCAUCUUUUUUAUGCCUCUUAAGCUACAUUGUUAUCACAAGUAAGUGUCCUGUUGAUAUAAAGUAUAUAUUAAUAUACUUAAUUUUGUUCUUCUGUAUUGCAAGUUAGCUCAAAUAUUUUAGAAUAACUAUGGAGGAUAAUGU
This is a messenger RNA of Capsicum annuum, 1851 nucleotides long. Its product is annotated as CSC1-like protein At3g54510. Gene Ontology annotation, cellular component: plasma membrane. The record is from RefSeq and is a predicted model, not a curated record. Bases 518 to 1177 code for a protein of 219 amino acids. The transcript is spliced from 5 exons. Gene Ontology annotation, molecular function: calcium-activated cation channel activity. NCBI's taxonomy places the organism in Eukaryota, Viridiplantae, Streptophyta, Magnoliopsida, Solanales, Solanaceae.